Ailuropoda melanoleuca (giant panda) is the source of this 2940-nucleotide messenger RNA. RefSeq names its product H2B.K variant histone 1 (gene H2BK1). NCBI's taxonomy places the organism in Eukaryota, Metazoa, Chordata, Mammalia, Carnivora, Ursidae. The transcript has 3 exons. Gene Ontology annotation, cellular component: nucleosome. Bases 2538 to 2906 code for a protein of 122 amino acids. The record is from RefSeq and is a predicted model, not a curated record. Gene Ontology annotation, molecular function: DNA binding; structural constituent of chromatin; protein heterodimerization activity.
CCUUCCCUUGAUUUGAAGUUGUGCCUUGUCUUAGGCCAUUGUCUCACGACACACGUCACAAUCACCUGGAAGACUCAUUAGAUCACCAGUCACUGGGUCUUGCCUCAGGGUUUGUGGUUCAGUAGGUCUGGGGUGAGACCAGGAAUUAAAACAUUGUAACGAGUUUCCAGGUACUGCUGGUGCUGCUUGUCUGGGGGCCGAACUUUGAGAACCACUCUCCUGGGACAUGUUUUGCAGAGUGGUCUGAGGCUUCUUUGCUGUGACCUGCACCUCCACACUUGGAGCCGGUGGUGCUUGUUAAAAUGCAGGUUCCCAGGCCCCAACCUAUUGAUUCCAUCUGGUGGGGUGGGAGAGAUGCAGAAAUGGUCAGGAGUCCGCAUUUUCACACUGAAGUUUGUGAACGACAAUUUCUGGGUGGGAUACAGGAAGUUUUGUUAUUUUAUCUGUCCACGGCCUUAAUUUUUGUUAGCGUGAUCUAAUUUACUUCCCAGCCAGGGCUCUGCAUGGUCUAUCCGAACUCGACUAGCACUUGCAGCCUUUGUCCACCAGGCACACCGGUGGCCAACUGCACUGGUUCGGAUUCAUUACACCACCUCAGCAGCCGUCCCUGGGGGUAGACCUACACAGCCAUGAUUUUUCAGUGCUGAUUACAGUACAGCUAAGACUAUGUAAAACAAAAAACAGUCCCAGAUGGUGUCUAAACCCCCAAGGAGCUCACGAUCUAAUGGGGAAGCCGACAAUGGCUAGAGAACACGACAGGGCAUAAAUCAGAUGCUCAAUUGUGACUUGUUAGGGUACACAGAAGGAUUCAGAAGGGGGAAAGUUUCUUGUGAGUAGCUAUCCAGAAAGGCAGGAUUGCUGCUCCAACUUGAAAGAUGGUUAGGACCUCAGAUGACCCUGAACUCCAAGAGCUGCCCCGGGCAGACGGAACGGUGGGAGUGAACGUGAGCUGAGAAGCUGCGGCCGAGCCCUUGGCGGCGAGGCUGGAGUCAGGCUUGGACUCCCACCCUGAGGGGCCUGGCUUUGUUGUUUUUUCUGCUCUGGGUAUCCAGAGAUGGGUAAGGGGGAGAAUAGCCUCGAGAAUAAGCUGCUGGGACGAUGGGAACAGAGAUGAGCGCUCCUGCUCCUUCAGCCAAGGGAGAUCCUGGGUAUGUUCGUCAGAUUCCCCUUCAAGUCCCGCAGGGUCUUACUUGAGGUGUGAAGAAAGGCUUCAGAACUGGGAGAAUCAAAGGCUAUUCGGCUUACCUGUUCGCACCCCCCUCAAAAAGCCAAUUUCAAAAACUUCAAGAAUGCUUAAAAAUGCUUAAAAAGCUCACUAGGCCUUUCUACAAAGGCCUAAAAUUAGCAGCACUUUCUUUUGGAUUAAGAAUUCCCUCCUGGUCCUCUUGAACCUUGGCGCGCAAGCUGUAGCCGGCUGUUGGGAAGCGGAUGAAGAGGUGAGAUUAGUGAGGUGUUGGCUGCUCAGGCUGGCUUCCACCCACUGACAGGUGAUGCUGGUCUUCACGACACUCCCCCACCUCUUCCUGACUGGGAAAACCCUCUCCCCCCCACCCCCCGCCCAUACUUCUCACAUUGCUCCAGGUUUCUUUAAUCACAUAGCACUUAAGAACCUGAAAUAUCAUUCACACGUAGGUGCAAAGUGAGAACUAUUCCAUUGAACAGCUGCCUCUUCCCUUUGCAGUAAACUUGCACGGGGAGCCCGCCUCACCUGCUUUCAUGGAAAGCAUCCAGCGUCCCUCUGCUCUGGCUCCUCCAGUCUGCCCAAAACCCUCCCCGGCGGGCCCUCCCAGCCCGUGGUUUCCCGCUGCCUGCAUCUGGUCUAGGCUCGGGUUCUGCUCCACUUCUGCCAUCCGUCCCAGCCUCAUGUACUCAGCACGCAUUGAUUCCACUCUGCUUUUCCCACGGAUUGUCCUUCUGUCAUUCUCCCCAGUUAAACUGUACCCCUCCUACAAGGCCAGCGUCACAUCCCCUUUCCUUCCAUGAAGCUAUCUCUGGCUACCGUAGCCCUCACUCGUUUUUCUUUUUUAAGAUUUUAUUGUACUUAUUUGAGAGAGAAUGAGCAGUGGGGAGGGGCAGAGGGAGAGAGAGAAGCAGACUCCCCGCUGAGCAGGGAACCCGAAGCAGGGCUGGAUCCCAGAUCCCAGGACCCGGGGAUCAUGACGGCAGCUGAAGGCAGACACUUAACCGACAGAGCCACACAGGCGCCUCAGCCCUCAUUAGUUUUUCUUUUCUGAACUCUCUUCGCUAUCCCCCCUCUUUAGUCCUUCUACUCUUGUCUUUCGUGUGGGCCGGUCUGGCCUCUUCAGCUGUAUUGUAGGGCUCUGGGGGUGCGGGGCGGGGGGUGGGGGGUGCUGUGUUCUUCCUGACACUUCCCUGCAUUUCAAGUCAUGCUGAGCACAGUGGGUGCAGAGCGAUCUCAUGGCGUGGUCUGGUGCUGUGUGAACUCUCACAGGUGCCGGCCCCCAGCCCCACCUGGUGGGCAGCUGACUCCAUAAAAGCACCCCGAGGAGCAGGAGGCGGCUGUUAGGAGCGGGAGGAUGAGCGCGGAGCACGGACGGCAGCAGCAGCCUGGGGGCCGAAGGGGCCGUAGUUCCGGCGAUAAGAAGUCCAGAAAGCGCAGCCGGCGCAAGGAAACCUACUCAAUGUAUAUCUACAAGGUGCUAAAGCAGGUGCACCCAGACAUCGGCAUCUCUUCCAAGGCCAUGAGCAUCAUGAACUCAUUUGUGAAUGAUGUGUUCGAACGGCUGGCUGGCGAGGCUGCCCGGCUGGCCCAGUACUCAGGCCGAACCACACUGACAUCCCGGGAAGUCCAGACGGCGGUGCGUCUGCUGCUGCCCGGGGAGCUGGCCAAGCACGCUGUGUCCGAGGGCACCAAGGCCGUCACCAAGUACACCAGCUCCAAGUGACCCGGGGCUGAGCGUUAAUAAAGAGUGAACUGCU